AUUGACACGCCCAGUUGAAGAAGUAGUUCGGCGCGUCAAGUGCAGCGUCUUGACCGAGGAGAAACAUAUGAAUUAAAAAAAAGAUGAAGUAUUCGGUUGUUUUAUUCGGCCUCAGUGUGGUGGUGUUGGUCGUGGUGACUUUCCAGGCUUUGCGCCAAGAGAUGGAAUAUCGCGAUGUUCAAAUACGCACGCUCAAGGACUGGGCAUUGUCCAAAACUGAGGAGAAAUCCAUCGAAUUACUGAAACCCCAAGUCAGGCAGCUCCAGGACAACUUGGAUUCCAUCAAGGGCAGGAUAGAUGAUCUGAAGCAACGCAAAGUAGCAGCUCAGAAAACAGAGAAGGAACAUACAAAGACCUUACAGACAUGCAAUGAAGAUAAGGAAAGCAAGGUGAAGAAUAAGAAGGCUGCCACAGACUCCAUUGCUGCACUCAAAGCUGAUCACGCAGUGGAAAAAGCAAAAGCAGAGGAGGAAGUGCAAGCCUUGAAACAACAUAUUUUGGAUCGGGACAAAGCUAUUUGCAUUUUUGCUGAUCCCAGCAUUGUAGAAGUACGGACACUCUGUGGCAUCAAUGCUCCUCAAUAAAGACAACUCAGAAAAAGAA
Nerophis lumbriciformis (worm pipefish) is the source of this 603-nucleotide messenger RNA. RefSeq lists its product as uncharacterized. The record is from RefSeq and is a predicted model, not a curated record. NCBI's taxonomy places the organism in Eukaryota, Metazoa, Chordata, Actinopteri, Syngnathiformes, Syngnathidae.